GCGCCUGCGCAGUAGCUGCCCGUGUCGGCAGCUGCGGCGGGUCGCACGGCUCCGGCCCAUCUCGGGGGGGCGGGCGGGGGAGGCGAGGCGCGCGAGCAGAGCGCGGGGCACGAUGUCGGACGCGGGCGGUGGAAAGAAGCCGCCUGUGGAGCCGCAGGCGGGGCCGGGCCCGGGACCGGGGCGCACCACUGGAGAAAGGGGCCUGCCGGGCUCCUUCCCACUGGUCCUGAAGAAGCUGAUGGAGAACCCCCCGCGAGAGGCGCGCCUCGGAAUCUGCAUUUGAAGGAGCACCCCACCUCUGUGAUUCCAAAGUCCACUAAAGUUUGAGAAGCGCCAAUUGUCUUUGUGUAUGGACUUCCCCGAUCCUGGGAGCAGGACCUUACUUCGUCCCUGCGUGUGCCUAUCCCCGGCUACUAGGCACUGCAUUAUCCCGGAUGUGAGGAUGAGACAGGCUGCUGGAACAGAUAAAGAAAAAGGGAAGGAAAAGCUGGAGGAAGAUGAGGCUGCAGCAGCCAGCACCAUGGCCGUCUCAGCCUCCCUCAUGCCGCCCAUCUGGGACAAGACCAUUCCAUACGAUGGCGAGUCUUUCCACCUGGAGUACAUGGACCUGGAUGAGUUCCUGCUGGAGAAUGGCAUCCCCGCCAGCCCCACCCACCUGGCCCAGAACCUGCUGCUGCCCGUGGCCGAGCUAGAAGGGAAGGAGUCAGCCAGCUCUUCCACAGCAUCCCCACCAUCCUCCUCCACUGCUGUCUUUCAGCCUUCUGAAACCGCGUCCAGCACAGAAUCCUCCCUGGAAAAGGAGAGGGAGACACCCAGUCCCAUUGACCCCAACUGUGUGGAGGUGGAUGUGAACUUCAAUCCUGACCCAGCUGACCUGGUCCUCUCCAGUGUCCCCGGUGGGGAGCUCUUCAACCCUCGGAAGCACAAGUUUGCAGAGGAGGACCUGAAGCCCCAGCCCAUGAUCAAAAAGGCCAAGAAGGUCUUUGUCCCCGAUGAGCAGAAGGAUGAAAAGUACUGGACGAGACGCAAGAAGAACAAUGUAGCAGCCAAACGGUCCCGGGAUGCCCGGCGCCUGAAGGAGAACCAGAUCACCAUCCGGGCAGCCUUCCUGGAGAAGGAGAACACAGCGCUGCGGACGGAGGUGGCUGAGCUGCGCAAGGAAGUGGGCAAGUGCAAGACCAUCGUGUCCAAGUAUGAGACCAAGUACGGGCCCUUGUAACCCGUGCCCCUGCUUGGGCAGCACUGCCUGCACCUCAGACCUCUGCCUGGGGGCUCCCUGAAACCCCACACACGCGUGGAGACUUAUGACUCGUCACGGUCGAAUGGUGGCACACCUGCUCCAGGAGCGUUCACGUUCAAGCUUCAUUAUCACACGGCCAGCGCACGUGGCGACUUCUCUGGGGGGCCAGCCUCCUCACCAGUGGGGAUGCGAGAGAAUCUACGUAGACGGGUGAAUCAGCCUUAGUUUCUAUUCUUGGAUGUCCCAGUUGAAUCGGAAGGGGACCUCUGGGGUACAGAUCUCCUUUCACAGGGCGCUCAGGCUUCCCUGACUCUCCCUCAGUCUCCGGCCUAGGCCAUCGAGCCUUUCUCCACAGAAUGAGUCGUGACCCUUGUCACCCGAUGUCUUCUCAGGUAGCGGGGCGCAUUUCCAGGUGGGGUGUGUCUGUCAUCCACCUCACCCUCCCCAGAAAGUCGUUGAGAGAGGCAUCCUUUCCCAUCCCCCUCAGAGGUAGAAAGACACAGCAGCUCCUCCAUAGUGUCCACAUGGGUGCCAGGCCACAGGAGCAGGGUCUCUGCACAACCUGGGAUGGGGUGUGGGUCUGGGGCCUGCAGCACAAGUGCACCCAGCUAUUCUUAGCUCCCACACCCCUUUUCUCCUGUGGCUCUGAGGCCUGGAAGCCAGGGAGGAGGCCCUGGUGAUGGUCUCUCUCCACUUUCCAUUUGCUUUGGAGGAGGGACUCCCUGGGCGGCUGGUCUUUGAGUCUUGACCACAGUGCAGCGGGAGGCCUUCUCAUUUCCUCUUCUCCAGGUCGGUCACUCAUGGAGGCCACCUGAAACUUCUUUGUCCCACUACACUGGGCCUCUGGGCCUGCUGUUUCUUUUCACCCAGUGACCACGCUCAGAUCUUGGAUUUAAAAGGAAAACCCCCCCUCGCCUAGGAAGCUUAACUUCCUGGAGCCAGGAUGCACCUUCCGCAUGGUGUUUAGAAAACCGGCCUCCAUAGCCCCUUACACUGUGGGCGGAGAGCUGGGGCAUGUUUCUCAAGAAGUUCCUGUUUUUUCUUGCUCUGCUCUCCAGUAUGGGCCAGGCCAGAGUCCAUUUUCCCUAAAAACAGAAGAGGGCUUCCCAGUUCUUGCUUCAGGACCCCUCCCCCGUGCUAGCUGCCCGGAGUGUCAGCCGGCAGGACCUGGUGAGGGAUCACCAGGAGCACAGCUCAGCUCUUGCACGGAAUAGCAGCCUCUUGGGCCGUGCAGUUGGGCUAGGGUCCCUUCUGUCUGCAUCCCAGGAGACACGGGCCACCCACACAGGCCUGGCUGUGGUGUGGAGGGGAGGGGUCUUCGCAGCUGUGGCUCUGCUACCUCACAGCUGCUCCUUUCUCUUGUGUCGGCGGACUCAAGUCGUCCUUUUUCUGUACCUGGAAGAUUGAGGAAAGCUGUGGAACCCUCUGCUCACUGUGGUCAGCAGGGGUACCUGGAGAUGGGUGUAUUUAUUUGCUCAGGGCGGGCAGCCUGUGGUAAAGAGGGGUCAGAGGUGAGAGGCGCACCUUGUCGUGCUUAACCACUGGCUUUAUUUAAAGUGGUGGCUCCGAGUCCAGGCCCUGACCCUAAAAGACUUUUCAUAACAGAUGUUAAGACCGGGGGAAACCAUGCACUGGCCAUGGGCCACACCCCAGGAGAAUGCCACGGCCCUCUGGGGACCUGCACACCUGCCCUUCCAGGGUACUUGACAAGGGUCCCCGAGGCCAAGGGAGGCCGCCCCCUCCCUCUUGAUUUUUACUUUGUGGUUCUAUAAAAACCGUGUUCACUUUCACUGUAUUGUAACCACAACAGGGCCGUUGCAUCCGGCAUGUCCGUGUCCUGCCCCGGGCAGCUCGCCCGCCCGGGCACUCUCUCUCUGGUCUGGCUACCCACCAAGAGGGCAGUUCUCACUUUGUAAUUGGUAGAAGAGCCUCCAGCUUAAAAGCUCUUCAUUUUCUUUGGCCAGAAAGUAUAUGGCUCGUGUUUGUUUUGUUUUGUUUUGUAUUUUUAAGGAUGGACAUUUAAUCUCCGUAUGGUGUCCAUGUU
Molecule: messenger RNA, 3284 nt
Organism: Acinonyx jubatus (cheetah)
Lineage: Eukaryota; Metazoa; Chordata; Mammalia; Carnivora; Felidae
Gene: TEF
Product: TEF transcription factor, PAR bZIP family member
Exons: 6
Coding region: 350-1219 (289 amino acids)
Biological process (GO): regulation of transcription by RNA polymerase II
Cellular component (GO): nucleus
Molecular function (GO): RNA polymerase II cis-regulatory region sequence-specific DNA binding; DNA-binding transcription factor activity, RNA polymerase II-specific
Source: RefSeq, a predicted model, not a curated record